UCGCAUUCAGGCAAGUGUCGUAUCGACGAUAACAAUAGAGCAAUAUCUGGACCAUGUAUACAGCGUGCUCCCAGUAGUCUUGAUCUCCUCUAUCUACCGCAAUUACCUAAAAAAAAUACGCGUCACGUGGUGCUCAAUUGUUCGAAAGUGAUCCCGCCUCGUGCAAUAAACAGUUGUAAUGUAAUGUAAUAAAGCGUCGGAGGAAGUCGAACAUCUCGGUGGUGGUACCUGAGGUGGUUGGGGGUGCUUGUGAUACGACGGGAUACAGGGGGUGACUGCGGAGCCAAUCAGUUCUGUUUUCGUCGUAGGAUGAGUCGGAGAUAAGAGUUUGCGUUCGUGUUGUGACAGUUUCGAUUGCGGAUGUAUUUUUCUUGAUAACGAUGGAUAAGGCCGCCAACGAGAUCACGUGGAACGAUGGUGAUGUUACAACGAGAUCCCCAGAUGUCAUCGGAGAAGGUGGUCAGCUCACUUUGGCUUUAUUCCUCAUAGUUGCAGUGGUGGCGAUCACACUUUUAUUCGCCCUAGGAAUAUUCAUCGACUGCAGACACCAGAAAAUCGAUGACGAAGAGGCCCAACGCAAAAAAGAUCUACGCAAAAUGAGAUUAAAGAUCCCUAAGAUGAACAAAAAAGCACCCAAGAGAGAUGACAAAGACUGCAUUGUAGAAAAUAUGGAAGAGAAUGAAGAAGCAUCUACCUCGAACUCAAUAGUAUGAUAUCUUUACAGAAACGUUUAAAAUGUUAUUUUAUAUAUUAAUCCCUAUUAUGUAAAUAAAUGAGAAAUAUUAUUUAUGUAUGUAUAUAUACUCUAACUUUUCUGUUGAAUGAAAAUAAAAAAUAAUCAGCUCAA
Messenger RNA from Coccinella septempunctata (seven-spotted ladybird), 847 nucleotides. RefSeq lists its product as uncharacterized. Lineage: Eukaryota; Metazoa; Arthropoda; Insecta; Coleoptera; Coccinellidae. Bases 381 to 713 code for a protein of 110 amino acids. The record is from RefSeq and is a predicted model, not a curated record. The transcript has 4 exons.